Molecule: messenger RNA, 6233 nt
Organism: Scatophagus argus
Lineage: Eukaryota; Metazoa; Chordata; Actinopteri; Scatophagidae
Product: guanine nucleotide-binding protein G(q) subunit alpha
Exons: 7
Coding region: 977-2056 (359 amino acids)
Biological process (GO): phospholipase C-activating dopamine receptor signaling pathway; adenylate cyclase-modulating G protein-coupled receptor signaling pathway; action potential
Cellular component (GO): heterotrimeric G-protein complex
Molecular function (GO): G-protein beta/gamma-subunit complex binding; GTPase activity; GTPase activator activity
Source: RefSeq, a predicted model, not a curated record
GUAUAAAUACUUGUGUGGCGUUUCUUUGACGUGACACUCCCCCAUAGUCGAUGGGAGGCCGACGUCACCCUGCCAGCGCAGGAGUGGAUGGCCUCUGUAAUAAAAAUACAUGAAGAGAAUUGAGGAAAAGGAGAAGAUUGGCCGGGGGAAAAAACGGCGAAAAACACGGCGGUUAUUCCUUUCUUGUCAGCCCGCUACCCAGCUGUGGACGUGAACGCCUCUUAACACAAACUAGGAUAUCUCCGCUGCGGCAUCGAGGGCUCCGGCUUAAAUGCGAUGUUAUGUGUGGCUUUCUUGGUUUUUUAAGCAGACAGAGGGAGAUAACUGUACUGUAUCCCAGCCUAGCGGAUUGGAGUGAAAGUCCGCCAUAUUCUGCCUUACCACGCCCGGGAGUCGAGCCAUUGGAAAAUAAACCGACAGCUUUACUCAUGUGUUUUUUAGAUUGCCCACACCCGCGGACGAUAACUUGAACACAAGGGAUUUUGUUGAUUGAAAAAUAACAACAUUGAAGACUUUGAAGAGACUGUGGCCGGGCACGGAUGGCAACGCUUAACGAGAUCACACAGAGCAGUACGGAGGAUGUGUCUUAAAAGGAUCUGUUGAUCGUAUUGAGAAGGAAAAGCAGAUUACACCAAUUAAGAUUGCAGUGAUAUUCAACUCAAACCGCUUUGGACACUAUUUUGAAGCGGUCGGGAGGCCGUGAAAGCGAACCAAAACAGGGGGAGGGGGGGUCAGUAAUUUCUCAAAUAUCUAAUAUUCCUCUUCCAGCACAAUCUGUGCGCUGUUCACACUCGUUAUAAGGGCGUCCACGCGUUAUUUCACCACCACCAGGCCUGUAUGAGGACGUUAUUUGGCAUUCACAGGCCUGUUUUUUUUCUUUCUACUCCGGCGAAUCUGACAUCUGAAUGAAUCAGUAAAAGGAGGAAAAAAUCAGGAAAGUGUGUGUGGGUUUUUUUUUUGGUCUAAAGGAGAGAGAAUGACCCUGGAAUCCAUAAUGGCGUGUUGCCUCAGCGAGGAGGCGAAAGAAGCCAGGCGGAUCAACGACGAGAUCGAAAGGCAGCUCCGCCGGGAUAAGAGGGACGCACGGCGUGAACUGAAACUGUUGCUUCUCGGCACUGGGGAAAGUGGAAAGAGCACAUUCAUCAAACAGAUGAGGAUUAUCCACGGCGCCGGUUACUCAGACGAGGACAAAAGGGGUUUCACCAAACUGGUCUAUCAGAACAUCUUCACAGCCAUGCAGGCAAUGAUCCGCGCCAUGGAGACGCUCAAGAUCCCCUACAAAUAUGAGCACAACAAGGCUAACGCCAAUGUCGUAAGAGAGGUGGAUGUAGAGAAGGUCAGCACGUUCGAGAAUCCUUAUGUAGACGCAAUCAAGAGCUUAUGGAAUGACCCGGGCAUCCAGGAGUGCUACGACCGAAGGAGGGAAUACCAGCUAUCAGACUCCACUAAAUAUUACCUGAACGCGUUGGACCGGAUCGCCGAGCCAGCCUACCUUCCCACCCAGCAGGAUGUGUUGAGGGUUCGAGUCCCCACCACGGGCAUCAUUGAAUAUCCAUUUGACCUGCAGAGCGUCAUAUUCAGGAUGGUGGAUGUUGGAGGUCAGAGGUCGGAGAGGAGGAAGUGGAUCCACUGCUUUGAGAACGUCACAUCCAUCAUGUUCCUGGUAGCCCUCAGCGAGUACGACCAGGUUUUGGUGGAAUCAGACAAUGAGAACCGGAUGGAAGAGAGUAAAGCUCUGUUUAGGACAAUAAUCACGUACCCCUGGUUCCAGAACUCCUCAGUCAUCCUCUUCCUCAACAAGAAGGAUCUGUUGGAAGAGAAGAUCAUGUACUCUCAUCUGGUUGACUACUUUCCAGAGUAUGAUGGUCCCCAGAGGGAUGCCCAAGCAGGGCGAGAGUUUAUCCUCAAGAUGUUUGUGGACCUGAACCCAGACAGCGAUAAGAUCAUCUACUCUCACUUCACCUGUGCCACCGACACAGAGAACAUCCGUUUCGUCUUUGCGGCUGUCAAAGACACCAUCCUGCAGCUCAACCUUAAGGAGUACAACCUGGUGUAGAGCGGAGCAGGGCUGCCAGCAGGGGGCCCUCAACACACACUGACUGACGUAAUCUGUGAAAAGAUACACCAUAUACACACACGAAAAGAAAAUCAGAGAAAAAAAAAAUCUAAUGGUUGCAUAAUACUAAUUUAUUUGCCAUUUGUUGAUCUCUUGGUCACCAAGGGGUGAGCAACAUUAAUGUUAUCUUGCUAUUUAAGGAGUUAAUGAAAUAUGGGGGCGUGGGGGACGAGAUAUUUGGAAGGGUUGGGUAGGAAUUUACUGUUGGAUAUGUACAGCGACUAUCCUCAUUUCUAGGCUUUGCGCAUUGUGAAGUUUUUUGUUUUUUUCUUUGUUUAGUUUUUUGACAGAAAGAAAGAAACUACUUUGUGCACUCGAGGUCUGGGGGCUUGUUUCUUUCGUCAGUCUGAUACGUCAGAGCUGGAACGAAUACAGUGUGCUCCCUACCUCCUGCCUUUUUAUAAACAAGAAGAAGAAAAAUAAGAAGGUUUUCAUUCCUUCUUUUUGCCCUCGCUCCUUACCUGUCGGUUCAUUCUGAAGCUUCGUCCUUCGCCCAAUAGGAAGUGAUGUAACAGACCUCCAGUUGACAGCUUGAACUUUUUCCUUCAAAGGACUGAUUGGCUUGUCUCUUGAUAAAUAGGCAUAAACUGUGAUUUUUUUAAAAAAAAAAACAACAACAAUUAUUUCAUACUGAUUUAGUAUUGACUCAUUAUUAUUAUUAUUAUUUUUAUCAUUAUUAUUAUUAUUAUUAUUAAUAAUAUUGUUCUUACAUUGCACUGACUUUGGUUCCAUCCAUUAAUUAGAGCAUUUGUGACAGUAUAGAGUCCAUUCCCAGUAUUUUUUUUGUGUGGGGGGGGUAGUGUCAUUUGAGUGAGAGUCAUGUAGCAAACAUUGACAUAACCAUUUAAGUUGAGAAGUGUGAGAAAAAUUGGCUUUAAAAACGCUGUCAGAGGUUUGCGCCGAGGGGGCGAGGAAGCACACAAGGAGACUUCAGCUCUGUCAUGAAAACCAUGAUGGUGCUGGUUGCUUUACACAGAGUGAAGCGGGUAAUAAUUUCUGAGUCAGUGUUGAUAAUGAUUAAGUUCAACUGUGCUACAUUAACACUUUUUGUUAUGGUAAUAUGUUUAUUAAUUGCCAAUGCCAAAACAACUCCACUUGGCACUGUUUACUGAAAGUGUUGAGGACGGGAAAGCCAGCAGGGCUAUCGGACGCAGAAUUGGACCGACCGACUUGACCGACUGACUUACCAAUUAACCAACUGAUUCCUGCAGUUUUUGAAGUAUUCAGCAGCGGUAUCCACCCCUCUCACCCCCACAUACACACACACAUAGACACACACAAAGCUUGGACUGACUUAAGCUAAAGUUAAUUAGCAGGCUGUCAGAGUAGGUGCCACGUGGUGCACCAAACUGCUCAAACCGUUCAAUCACAACCUUGCGCGUGGCUGUAAACUCCUUCCCUCUAGCCUGCAGACUAUCCAGUCACAUUUUAGCUAUGUCUUUAAAACUGUCCAAUCACAGCCCGACUGUCUUGACUGUUCAGUAGCGGUGGAGGAUACAUUCUCAUUCCUACAUGAAAGGGCAGAGUGGUGAUGUUAAGUCUGUACCAAAGUAAGCCCUUCUUGUUUCCGAUUGGCACCUCUGAUUUGCGAAUUCCUCAUUCCCAAGUUACUUUAAGUAUUUUUUGUAACAAUUCUUGAGAACAUAAGCCUGUAAUUUACAUUUAUUGAGGCAUAGUGCAAUUAUGAAUGCUAUAAUCAUUGUACAUACAUCUCUCUAUAUAUAUGGCAGCAUCUCUGUUGGCUUUGUAAUCAUUACUUUUUUGGCAGAUUGAAUGUGCGGUAUUGAAAAUAUGUAUCUAUGUAAUUGUAUUGUAUGUCUAAUGGCUAAUUCAUUUUUGUAAGAAAAAAAAAUCUGUUAUUUACGUGUUGGUUUUUGUUUCCUUUUUUUUUUUAAGAGGAGAAUGUAAAUUUUGUGUUUUGCCAGUUUUAUCUCUCAGCAAAGAAACAUGGUUCAGCUUCAAAACUGCAUAAAGAAGAACAUUAUUAUUAUCCAAUAACAGACUGAUCAGUAUGCCAGUUCUUACAGUAGCCUGCAGUCUGUUAAAUUGACUUUUAUAUGAAAAACUGCAGACUGAAUCCAAUCUAUAGGGCUAAUUGUAAUAGUUUAGUUCUUCACUGGCUUCAGGAACAGAGCACUUGUCACAUAGGUGUAAUCACGUCACUCAUCGCUUCCUAUUCUUUUACAUUUCAUUAUUACACAGCUUCUCAAUUAGUAUUGAUUAACUCUGAGAUUUCUUCAUCUACAGCACCCCCUAAAGUUAGGACAAGGUGGAUGGCAGGUGGAUUGUGUUGCUUUGGCUCAGAUUUUGUGUGAAAGGAGGUGUAAGUUUCUGAUUGUUUGUGCCAUCCCCCUUUAAACCCCCACCCCAAUGGACCUCCACCCUGAUGGAAUGUCCAUAUUGUAGAGUCUGUCUGUCAGUCAGUCAGUCAGUGACCCACCAUGUGCAGAAAUUUGACUCAACACUUUGGCCUCAUUGGGUUGGUACAUCUCUAGGUGCUUUCUCUCUUUUUUUUUUUUUUUUUUUAUUUUACUGCAUUUCCAUCUUCGUUGCCACCAUUUCAUUAUUUAGAAUGUACAGUAUUAUUUUAGACUUUAUUUAUAAAAGGACGGCAUAAGAGAAAAUACACAACAGUUCACGUGUACAUAUUGCCUUAUUGAAUAAGCUGUGCCUCGGAAGUCUCAUGCAAGGCACAUGUGUUCUUAUGAGAAGCGAAGCUAGUGCAGCCGAUAACGUCCCUUUGUGCAUCAGGAGGAUUGUUUGGUGGUCUCUUUGUUAUUCCGUGCUAAACGACCUGGGAACAGCUUUGAGGUGUAGCUCAUUUAGCUAGUGUGACAUCAUUACAGGACGUUAUAAGCACAUCAUGAGUGAAUUGUAAUCAGAACACACUUUGUACUGAUUUGUUGUCACAUCAGAUUCAUGUCUUAAAAAUCCAUGCCGCGGUGCAUUAUGAUGCAUUGAACUGCCUGAUGUGCUUGAAAAUUUCACACAAUCUGGACUCCAAAUCAUCAGCAGCCACCUGCAGAGUGUUUUGGCGACAUUUGGUUGUGGUUUGACAUCUGCCGGCCACUUUGGCAGGUGACCAGUCCCCAGUUGGCGGUCCUGUUGUCUAAAGAUAUUUCAGCUGGCCAGUGAAACUGCAUACAAGGAAGGUUGAUUCUGGCAAGCAACAACCCCUUAAACAAGUAAAUUUCCAGUCCUGUUCACAUUGUACUUGAAGUAAAUGAAGAUCUGUAAAAACAGUCCCUGAGAGCAGGGCUUAAUAGAAACGACUGCGGGCCAACUGGUUUCACCAAAUGCUAUAAUGGUGUUAAUGUGACUGUGCUUGGAGCCACAGGAGAUGUUUGAAAGACACAGUUUCAACCUACCAGUGUUGAUUCCAUUGUUGUAGAGUUGCAUUAAUCAGUAACUUGCGUCCCUGCUGUGGUAAAGUGGCUAUUUACACUGCCCCUGUUACUUAAAGGGAAAAUCCUUGUUUAAACAAUUCACAUAGUGCAUUCGGCCCACUGAGCAGAGACCGUCUGUCCAAGUUUGUGAGCCUCGAGAAGUAAUUAAAUGUCAAAACCUUGAGCAUGUCAAAUGAUAGAGAAUCUAAGGUUAAAGUUUACCUUUUUUACUAUAGUCUACUGGUGAAGAUGUUAAUUAUAAUGUGGUUUUGGCUGGUAAAAAGGAGCUACAACCUCUCACAGCUUUAUGAGUGACUUGUUCAUGUUCCCAUCGUUACUCUGAGGGAGAACGUGUGGGUUCUAUAAGGCUGGAUUUUCCCUUUAAGAGAGCACAGACUCCAGCUGGUGUUGACUCACUGACACCCAUGAGUUGGAAACCUGUGCUGCUGUUCAAAUUUCUUGCGAUAUAUUCAAGAGCGGUUCAGUGUUACAUGCAGUAUAUCGAGAAGUACAUUAUGUAAAGCCGCAGGGUUGACUUUGGGGAAAACAACAUAGUUUAGCAUACUUUUGGGUUUCUCUGCCUCCAAAUCAAAAAGAUUUGACAUUUAUUGACUCAUUUUGAAAUAGUGUUACUAUGAUGAUCUCCGGUCAUAAUUGUGUAAAAUGUUUCCUGUAUCCAUAAACUCGCACUCCUUCAACAUGUUUCUGAAUGAAGUUUCUUUUCAAAAGUA